Messenger RNA from Caenorhabditis elegans, 1100 nucleotides. It is a transcript of the gene C31B8.12, whose product is annotated as Methyltransferase FkbM domain-containing protein. The record is from RefSeq and is marked reviewed. Bases 13 to 1089 code for a protein of 358 amino acids. NCBI's taxonomy places the organism in Eukaryota, Metazoa, Nematoda, Chromadorea, Rhabditida, Rhabditidae. The transcript is spliced from 8 exons.
UCGUAUUCAGUCAUGUCACUUAACGAUUAUGUUUCGCAUCGGCGAAAUCCGGCAUUUUUCUACAUUUUCAUGAUGGUAUUCCUAUUUGUCAUAAUAACUACACUCAAUCGUCCUCAACCAACAGUUUUCGAUCUUUCGCCAGCGUCUCGGCUUCCCAAAACCGAGAAAAAAGAAGUGAACACCGAAUGGGAUACAUUGGAUGGAAUCGGAUAUAAAUUUGCAAAGGAAAAGAAAAUAGUUAUGGAUCCCAGAUUCGAAAAAUUGGAACAACUACCAACUUGUGAUUUAUCAGUUGACAAGGAGAACUCAAGAAUUGACAUUCCAAAAUUAAUGGAGUCAUUUCAAAAAUGUAUCACGCCUAUUGUAAAUCAAUGGAGAGAUGAUUUGAAGGCGAUGAACACCAAAUGGCAGAAAACUGAAGUAUGUGACAAAGUAUUCAUAGACGUUGAUGUAGUUCCAAUGGCCAACUUACAUGAAGUAAAAUGGACCAUUUUGCCAACUUGUAAAGAGGAAAACAUAAUGGUAACGCUUGGAAUUGGUCAUGACACUAUGGCGGAGGAAAAAUUGAAUAGGACACUACCCAACACAAAAUUCUUUGGCGCUGAUCCGAUUAUUGAACCGAAUCGUCAACUUUACACAGCCUUUGGGAAAUAUUUUCCUUUCGCUAUUGGGAAGAAGCCUGGGUUCACGAAAUUCCGAGUACUUCCGAACCAAAAUCAGAAAACUAGAAAGUACGAGUAUCAAGAUGUCACUACAAUCCCACUCACCUAUUUUUUGUCCGAUAUUUUGGGCUUGAAGCAAAUUGACAUUGCAUGGAUCGACAUUGAAGGUGGCGAGUUUGAAUUUCUGGACCAACUGCACCGAGGUGGCCCACUAGAUCAAAAAGGAAUCGCAAUUUGCCAAUUCAACCUCGAAGUUCAUUCCAAAUUUCAUCCUCCUGGCGCUCAGAUCUACCACGAUUUCGUGUUCAAAAUCCUGGAAGACAGACGAUACGUCUUCCUGAAACCAGCGCACACCGAUUCUGGAGUCCAUCGCAUGUUCUUUAUCAAUUUGGAAGAUGAGAAAUGUAUUAGGAAAUUUUUACAAUAAAAUAGUAAUUU